Messenger RNA from Colletotrichum truncatum, 873 nucleotides. The record is from RefSeq and is a predicted model, not a curated record. Lineage: Eukaryota; Fungi; Ascomycota; Sordariomycetes; Glomerellales; Glomerellaceae.
AUGGAGAGACUGUAUGAAGGCAUGCGUCAAGUCAUGCGGCGUCAGAACCGCAAUAACGCACUUCGUCACCGCAACUCUAUCGAGGUGCCUCCCGCGCCUCUCAACACCCCUUCAGAGUCUCGUUCUCAAACCCCAACACCAAGUGGCCAGAUUCACCGAGCCCGAGCCCUUUCACAUCCUGUUCCUCCCAAUCCUCCCAACUCCCCCAAGUCCCCAAGCCUUCUGCAACAGCGAGACUCAAACCUCAUCCGCGACUUUUACACUUCACCCAACGCUGUACGGGCAGCUCAUGGCCUUGACAUAUAUGAGCUGCAAGACAAUGAAGAACACAUAGAAGAUGAGAACCAGGCGCCAACUAACCCUACGACAGACGAGAACGAUGAGUCUCUCCAGCGCUACAAGGAGUCCCUCGGCCUCGGCGGCGGCAAGGACCUCUCCGACGCCUCUGACCCUCGUGUCUGCAUUAUUCUCUCUCUCACCAUGGAGUCCCCCGGCCGUGACCCUGUCACUAUCGACCUGUCUGCUCCUGGCUCCGAGGCCAGCCUGAAGGACAAGCCCUUCAAGAUCAAGGAGGGCGCCAAGUUCACCAUGGUUGCCACCUUCAAGGUCCAGCACGAGAUUCUCAGCGGUCUGCAGUACGUCCAGGUCGUCAAGCGCAAGGGUAUCAAGGUCAGCAAGGACUCUGAGAUGCUGGGCAGCUACGCCCCCAACACCGACAAGCAGCCCAUUUACACCAAGCGCUUCCAAGAGGAGGAUGCUCCUUCCGGCAUGCUUGCCCGUGGCCACUACAACGCCAUCUCCAGUUUCGUUGACGACGACAAGAAGACCCACUUGACCUUUGAGUGGUCUUUCGACAUCGCCAAGGACUGGUAA